Messenger RNA from Exophiala viscosa, 674 nucleotides. RefSeq lists its product as uncharacterized. The transcript has 3 exons. NCBI's taxonomy places the organism in Eukaryota, Fungi, Ascomycota, Eurotiomycetes, Chaetothyriales, Herpotrichiellaceae. The coding region runs from base 96 to 674 and encodes 192 amino acids. The record is from RefSeq and is a predicted model, not a curated record.
ACUGGACGGACAUAUCAUGUAGAAGUUCCCCUGGGCAAGCCGAGCUUCGUUGUAUGUUAUCGGAAACGUACUACACCGACUAACAACAGCGUGAUAUGGCUCACGGUCGGCAGGCAGGCUGGAUUCAGGACGAGGAGGAGUAUAGUAGCGUUCACAAGUCCUACGAGUUCAUGCACCUACCUAAAAGCGCGGACCACAAAACCGAAUUCGCAAAGGAGGAACAAGAGAUCCUAGAGCAACUUUACAAAGGAUGGCUGCGCUACUGGAACAAAGAGUCUAUGCACGACCCCGGUGCCAAUCAAUCACGCAGAUUCUAUGACUUCGGAGAGAUGCUCAGCUAUGAUAUGUUCGGAACUACUUUACGUGGGAAGUUUGUUGAACAUUUUGAGAAUGUUUUUCCUUACUAUGUCGAUGGUCAGAUGGAGUAUAAAGACCUCGAGAUUGUUGUUCUUUCCCCAACCCACGCGUACUCGACAUGCUACCAGCACACCUGGGGGAAAGCCGGUGGAGAUCCAUUCAACAUUACGUUCCGAAGGACGGGAAUCGCAAGGAAGAAGGAUGGCCAGUGGAAGUGGAUCCAUGAGCACCUUUCUUUUCCUGUGAACAUGGCUACGAGGCAGGCGGACUACAAUUGUGACAGCAAUGCGCUGGAUUCUUUCAAAUUCCAGGAAUGA